UAGGGAAAUAAUUACGAAAGUGAAAUAGUCAUAGAAAUGUAAAAUGUAUAAAUUCAUCGAGAAUUGCACUUUUCUGUUUAGAAGUUGUUGAUCUGUUUUCUUCUUCUAACUUUCUUAUAGUUUUCAUCAAGUAUAUCAAUAAAUCAAAUCAAUAAUUUCCAAUAAUGACUAUUGAAUCAUCAACUUCCACUCCAGCAGUUUCAGUCUGCAACAAAGAUAUUGGUAGCUUACCAGCUGCAUUCCCAUUUUUAUCUGCCAACAUUUUAGAAUUAUUUUUAUUAACUGGUAAACAUGCGGUUGUUACAGGAGGUGCUAGAGGUAUUGGUUACGUUAUUUCAGAAGCAUAUUUACAAGCCGGAGUUUCCAAAUUAGCUAUUAUUGAUUAUUCUAGAAAUGAUGAAGGUAUCAGUAAAUUAAGAGCAGAAUUCCCAAAGGCUACUAUUUCAUACUACGACUGUGAUGUUAGAAGUGCUGAACAAGUUCAAAAAGUUAUUGAAACUAUUCAUGAAGAAUUUAAAACCAUUGAAAUAUUUGUGGCUAAUGCUGGUAUUGCAUGGACUUCUGGUGCAUUAAUCGAACAACCAGAUGAUGCUGAAUGGAACAAUGUUAUUAAUGUUGAUUUAAAUGGUGUUUACCACUGUGCUAAAAAUAUCGGAAAGAUUUUUAAACAACAAGGUAAGGGUUCUUUAAUAAUGACUGCAUCAAUGUCCGCACAUAUUGUCAAUGUUCCACAAUUACAAGCCGCUUAUAAUGUUGCUAAAGCUGGUGUAUUGCAUUUAGGUAAAUCCUUAGCUGUUGAAUGGGCUCCUUUUGCUAGAGUUAAUACAAUUUCUCCUGGUUACAUAGCUACUGAAUUAUCAGAUUUUGUUCCUGAUGACAUCAAGAACAUUUGGUAUUCAUUAACUCCAAAAGGUAGACAAGGUCAUCCAAGAGAAUUAUGUGGUGCUUAUGUAUAUUUUGCUUCUGAUGCUUCUACUUAUACUACUGGAUCUGAUUUAAGAGUUGAUGGUGGGUACUGUUCAGUUUAAGAAAAAUAUUGAUAAGAAGCCAGAACAGAAAGGAAUUAUGCAUAGUUUAGUGUUUUGUUUAUAUAGAUAUGAUUACUAACGCUAUAUAACAAUUGGUUAGGUUAUAUAGUAAUACAUUUAAUAAAUGUUUAAUGCUAAUAGAUAAAACCCCGGACUGAUCUCGGUAAACUUCGGAGUAGGUAUCACGUGCUACAGUCCACGCGCUCAUACUGUUAGGUCUCGCCCAAUGGAAACUGACCACUUAUAUUGCAGCUUUAGUAAUUCUAACGUUACACAAAAAGCCAGUUCACUAUUUGCAAUCCUACUUAUUACCCCCUUUUACCAUUGAAUUAACAAUAAUUUGAUAAUCAAUAGGUUCAUAAAGUUACUACUAAAUACAUCAAAU
Molecule: messenger RNA, 1413 nt
Organism: Scheffersomyces amazonensis
Lineage: Eukaryota; Fungi; Ascomycota; Pichiomycetes; Serinales; Debaryomycetaceae
Product: peroxisomal 2,4 dienoyl-CoA reductase and sorbitol utilization protein
Exons: 1
Coding region: 165-1028 (287 amino acids)
Cellular component (GO): intracellular anatomical structure
Molecular function (GO): oxidoreductase activity, acting on NAD(P)H, oxygen as acceptor
Source: RefSeq, a predicted model, not a curated record